Erythranthe guttata (spotted monkey flower) is the source of this 1256-nucleotide messenger RNA. The record is from RefSeq and is a predicted model, not a curated record. NCBI's taxonomy places the organism in Eukaryota, Viridiplantae, Streptophyta, Magnoliopsida, Lamiales, Phrymaceae.
UUCAAAUUAACAUGGCAGCAGCCUCUUCUCAACAUCCUGCUUCCGAAGAUGUUGCUGCACAUGUUCCUGAAAAUGCGGUAGCACCUACUGUCUCAGACAAUGCUUCUCAAAAUGUUGCUGAGGAUGCUGCUGCUAAUCAAGAUGAGGAAAUGACAGACUUUUCUGGGAUGUCCUUUGCUGAGCAUGUAGAUAUCCCCACUGCUGAUGCCGAGGACUUUGCCACCACAGAAGAAACCUCACUUCCUACAUCCUCAGCUCCAAAUGAAGAUCCUCUGGAAACUCUGGCAGAGGCAGCUGUUCAAGUGGAUGCACCACCUUCCCAGGUUGAAGAGAAAGAGAAAAGUGAUGACAAUGGAAGAAGAUGCUGCUCCACCUGUUGCAUCACCUGAGCCAGCAUACAUCCCGGAUAAACUUGAAGACUCAGAAGAGGAGGAAUCCUCUGAGGAAGAAGAGCUAGACUUGGAUGGGAAGGAUCUGUCAACUCCUUUUGAGGUAAACAAUGCCUUCAGUCCUACAUUUUAUUUUGAAUCUGAUUCAAAUUUGAGUCCUCAAAUUAUGAAUUGCCAAUUCAUUGAGGAAAAGAAAAUUUCCAAGGAUGAGUUUGAUAGACAUAGGAUCACUGCCUUUCUUGAUCAAAGAAAAAUCCUUAGUCUAGUUGAGGUUGCCUGUCCUUAUGAUCCUUCUGUUGUGAAGGAAUGUUUAUGCCAAUUUACAAACUUUUUUUGUUAAAAAUUCUCCACACUUUGGAAAAGUUUUUGUGCGAAAUUCUAUUUUCUCUUUUUCUCCCAAAAUUAUCAACUCUCAUUUACAAACUCCUACUGUGAUUGAUGAGGAUAAUUAUGGUGAUUUUACUGAAGUUUGUAAGACUCUUUCUGGCAAUCGUUUUAAAUCCCUCUCUCAUCUACUCCAUUCUGUUUUCUCAAAAUUUGGGCCAAGAUGAAUCAGAACAUCUUCACACUCCACUUGGCAUGAUAACUGUUUCUCAAAAUUUUCUCAAAGCUUCUCAUGUCCAAGAUUUUCCCUGGAAUUGAGAUAAUUUUCUCUAAACUGAAUCAUAUCAAAAUAAUCUUGGUACUGAAGGUGUUGCUCCUCAUGUUGACAACACUCCUGACAUCCUUAUUUCUGUUUCUCGAGAUUUUUUUUGUUAAAACAGCUUACUCACUCCCUAGUUCAGAUCACCUAUCAUCAGUGCAUGGUGGGAAUGCUUCAGAGAGCUCUUUCUGAUCAAAAAGGGGGAGAACAAGCUGGUCAUGAAG